Glarea lozoyensis ATCC 20868 is the source of this 2820-nucleotide messenger RNA. RefSeq names its product P-loop containing nucleoside triphosphate hydrolase. Gene Ontology annotation, cellular component: cytosol. The coding region runs from base 1 to 2820 and encodes 939 amino acids. Gene Ontology annotation, biological process: tetrahydrofolate interconversion. Gene Ontology annotation, molecular function: methenyltetrahydrofolate cyclohydrolase activity; ATP binding; methylenetetrahydrofolate dehydrogenase (NADP+) activity. The transcript is spliced from 3 exons. The record is from RefSeq and is a predicted model, not a curated record. NCBI's taxonomy places the organism in Eukaryota, Fungi, Ascomycota, Leotiomycetes, Helotiales, Helotiaceae.
AUGACUGCAACCAAGAUUGACGGCACAGCUACGGCUAAAGAGAUUAGGGAUUCGAUACGUGCCGAGAUUGAAAAUACCCAGAAAUCAAAUCCGAGGUACAAGCCGUCGCUCAAAAUUAUCCAGGUGGGCGAGAGAUCUGAUUCUACUACAUAUGUGCGCAUGAAGUUAAAGGCCGCCGAGGAGGCCAAGAUUGAUUGUGAGCUUCUUCAAUUCCCAGAAUCUAUUACCGAAUCCGAGUUGAUCGAGACCAUCACCCGUCUGAAUUACGACCCUGCCGUUCAUGGCAUUCUCGUCCAACUUCCAUUACCAAAAGGAAUCUCCGAGUACGAUGUUACAUCCGCAGUCGCUGAUGAGAAAGAUGUUGAUGGAUUUGGGACGAAUAAUAUUGGGGAGUUAGCAAAGCGUGGAGGACGUCCACUAUUCACACCAUGCACGCCGAAAGGUGUCAUGGUCCUACUCGAGAAAGCAGGUGUGGAUCUGAAAGGAAAAUUCGCUGUGGUUCUUGGUCGAAGUGAUAUUGUCGGAAGCCCAGUCAGCUAUCUUCUGAAAAACGCCAAUGCUACCGUCGUGGUAUGCCACUCACAUACAGCCAAUGUUGAAAACUAUCUGAAGAUGGCGGACGUGGUGGUGGCUGCCAUUGGAGUCCCAGGUUUCGUUAAAGGAGAAUGGCUAAAACCGGGAGCUGUCGUAAUUGAUGUCGGCACCAACUUUGUUGAUGACAGUUCCAAGAAGUCUGGUCACAGAUUAGUUGGUGAUGUCGACUUUGCAUCUGCUUCAGAGGUUGCCUCCCAAAUCACCCCAGUUCCAGGUGGAGUUGGUCCAAUGACUGUUGCAAUGCUACUUCAGAACGUCGUCGAUUCCGCUACAGCGUAUUUCGAUCGUCAAAAAGCGAGAGCCAUUCAACCUUUACCAUUGAAGCUCCAAGAUCCUGUACCAUCAGAUAUCGCAAUUUCCCGAGCACAACAUCCAAAGCAAAUCACGCGAGUAGCAAAAGAGGUCGGAAUUGCAGCUCAUGAACUCGAACCAUAUGGCGCAUAUAAAGCCAAGGUUGAUUUGACUCUUCUCAAACGUCUUGAGCACCGUCGAAAUGGUCGCUACGUAGUUGUCACCGGUAUCACACCAACACCUCUAGGUGAAGGAAAGUCUACUACAACUAUGGGUCUCACCCAAGCCAUUGGAGCCCAUCUCAAUCGUAUCGCUUUCGCCAAUGUUCGCCAACCUAGUCAAGGCCCAACUUUUGGUAUCAAAGGUGGUGCUGCCGGUGGUGGCUACAGUCAAGUCAUUCCUAUGGAUGAGUUCAAUCUCCAUCUUACCGGUGAUAUCCAUGCUAUUACAGCUGCCAACAACCUCCUAGCCGCUGCAAUCGAAACCAGAAUGUUCCACGAAAACACUUCUCCAACCUCUGCAUUAUACAAGCGCUUGGUUCCCGUCAAAAAAGGCAAGCGAGAAUUCCAGAAAAUCAUGUUCCGUCGUCUUAAGAAGCUUGGCAUUGACAAGACUGACCCUAAUGAGCUCACGGAGGAUGAAAUUACUCGCUUUGCAAGAUUAGAUAUCGAUCCUUCAACCAUCACCUGGAGACGAGUACUGGAUGUAAACGAUCGUCACUUGAGAGGUAUCACAGUUGGUACUGCCCCAACCGAGAAGGGUCAGACUCGAGAGACAGGUUUUGAUAUUUCUGUCGCAAGUGAAUGUAUGGCUAUUCUUGCUCUGAGUAACGAUCUCGAUGACAUGCGAGAAAGACUUGGACGUAUGGUUAUUGGAUCAUCAAAGAGUGGAGAUCCAGUCACUUGUGAUGAUAUUGGUGCUGGCGGAGCUCUCACUGCGUUGAUGAAGGAUGCUAUUAAGCCUAAUCUCAUGCAGACUCUGGAAGGCACGCCUGUGUUUGUACACGCAGGACCAUUCGCAAACAUCAGUAUUGGUGCCAGUUCGGUGCUUUCAGAUAAGCUUGCCUUGAAGCUUGCUGGUACCGAGCCUGAUGAGAACCAUAAUGAGAAGACUGGCUUUGUCAUCACUGAAGCUGGUUUCGAUUUCACCAUGGGAGGGGAGCGAUUCAUGAACAUCAAAUGCCGUUCUUCCGGACUUGUUCCAGAUGUUAUUGUUGUUGUGGCGACUGUUCGAGCAUUGAAGGUGCAUGGUGGAGGUCCCCCAAUUGCACCAGGAGCUGCUCUUGACAAGGUUUAUCGCGAAGAGAAUGUCGAUAUUCUCCGAAAAGGUUGCGUCAACUUGAAAAAGCAUAUUCAGAAUGCCAAGUCAUAUGGUGUACCAGUAGUUGUUGCUAUCAACAAAUUCGAGACCGAUACUGAAGCAGAGGUUCAAGUCAUUCGUGAAGAAGCCAUUGCGGCUGGCGCAGAAGAUGCAAUUCCAGCAAAUCACUGGGCAGAAGGAGGAAAGGGUGCUGUUGAUCUCGCUAAAGGUGUCAUUGCCGCCAGUGAAAAAGACAAGGAUUUUAAACUUCUUUACGAUCUCGAUGGAGGUGUUCAGACCCGCAUCGAAGCUAUCGGUAAACAGAUGUAUGGCGCCGACAAGGUUGAGUUCAGCGAGAUUGCUCAAAAGAAGGUGGAUACAUAUACCAAGCAGGGCUUUGGAAAUCUGCCUAUUUGCAUUGCCAAGACACAGUAUUCAUUGUCUCAUGAUCCAAAUCUCAAGGGUGCACCAACUGGAUUUACUGUUCCUAUUCGGGAUGUCCGGUUAGCUGCUGGUGCUGGAUAUCUCUACGCACUCGCAGCAGACAUCCAAACAAUCCCCGGUCUUCCAACAGCUCCAGGCUACCUUAACGUAGACGUCGACACGGAGACAGCGGAGAUUGAUGGACUAUUUUAG